CCUGGGGCGGCGGCGGGGCGAGGCCCGGAAGGGGCAGGCUGGGCGGCGGGGACGAGGAGAGGCCGCCGCAGCAGCGUCGCCGCCCGCCGCCGCCUCCUGCUGGCCCUGCUGCUCCCGGCUCCCCCGCCUGGUCCUCCGCCGCCGCCUCCGCCUCCGCCGCCUCCUCCAUGGCCCGGUUGCUGCUGGCGCCGCGGCUCCUCGGCUGCUGGGGCCGGACCCUGCCGCCCUCGCCUGCGCGCCCCGCCGCCGCCGCCGCCGGCCUCCGGAGCUGCAGCCUGGGCGCCUGCGCUUCCUACCGCCUCCGGGACGGCCUGCAUCCGCUAUGGCAGAGCCCCAUUACCAUUCCAGGGGGCAGCAGACAGUCUCCGAUCAACAUCCAGUGGAGAGACAGCGUUUAUGACCCUCAUCUGAAGCCCCUGGAAAUAUGCUAUGAUCCAGCCAGCUGCCUCCAUAUGUGGAACAAUGGCUACUCCUUCCUGGUUGAAUUUGAGGAUUCCACAGACAAAUCAAUUAUUACAGGAGGGCCCUUGGAAAACAACUACCGGUUGAAGCAGUUCCACUUCCACUGGGGAGCCAUAAAUGAGUGGGGCUCAGAGCACACCGUGGACUGCAAGGUCUUCCCAGCAGAGCUGCAUUUAGUACAUUGGAACUCUUGCAAAUUUGCAAGUUUUGAAGAAGCUGUCAUGGAAGAUAACGGGCUGGCUGUGAUUGGAGUCUUCUUGAAGCUUGGAGCCAAUCACAGCGGCCUGCAGAAAUUAGUAGACAUUUUGCCGUCAAUUAAGCACAAGGAUGCCCUUGUCGAGUUUGAUGAAUUUGACCCAGCCUGCCUGCUGCCAUCGUGCCCGGAUUACUGGACCUACUUGGGAUCUCUGACCACCCCUCCGCUGACCGAGUCAGUCACCUGGAUCAUCAAGAAGCAGCCAGUCGAGGUCGAUGAAGAUCAGCUCGAGGUGUUCCGGAUGCUGCUCUUUACCCCCGCCGAAGAGGAAGAGCAGAAGAUGGUGGACAACUUCCGUCCACUUCAGCCACUCAUGGGCCGCACGGUCCGUUCAUCUUUCCCAAGCCAGCUCCGGCUGCGCUUGGAAACGCGGCCGGAGAUUCACCGGCUCCCUGAGCGGGUGCCCCUUCAGGGGACUGUACAUCUCUAAGAAGGAGAAGACAGACCAGACAUGGCUAGCACUUUAGAGAACGGGACAGCACAGCUCCAGCUCUCCUGCUGAUGCUAGACCACAACUCCUGUCACCCCGACUUCUGGCGCUGUGGCUGAGGGUGAUGGGACUUGUAGUCCAAAACCAGUGGGAGGACGAAACCUGUGCAGCCCUGGCUUGGAAUAUAUAUAGAGAGAGGCACACUAGAGUGUCACGGUCAGCUGAUUCGAGGGGAAUGGGGUUGGGUUGGUUUUUCCUUGUCCUUUUAUUCUUCUGCUGGGCUCCCUCUUCCGAAGCACAAGGAUCCGCUUGGACGAAACCCUUUCUGUGCCCUGCACUGGUCCGAAUCCCAGGCUUGUCCAGCACCAGCAACACUCUGUAUCCUUUUCUCUUUGCUUCUUCAUUUUGCAGAUCCACAGUCCCAUAAGCUGAAGAGUGGCAAACACUAUCCCCAGCGGGACACGCCCAAGGGAAGAGAGCGGGGCUUGGAGAAAGUAGAAGUAAACAUUUGGUGGGAGGUCAGGCAGAUGACUUUUCAGAAUAAUUUGGUGCUGACCUUGGUCUAGUUGGCCCAGUUCUAUCUACCUCUGAAAAGUGCCAGCUCUAGCUAUUGUGGGCAGUUAUCCCCUUUUCCCACUGUACUUUUUGUGCCUCGCUUUGGGGCAUUUUGUGCUUGCUAUUUUGGAUCCAGAGAAUGGUGUGGGAAAGGCUUGUCCAUUCUCAGGCUGUGGUCCUGAAUACACUUCUGUGGAAGUCUGGUCCGUUAACACGGAUGGGACUAGUUUGGUGGUGUAGCCCCCCACUUGGUCAAGGGGGGUUGAAUGCCCUGAGCUGCUGGUGUCCAGGGACCACCAGAGUGCUUCUGCCUGCACCCAGCUGGCGAACAAAGUGCACACACCAGCUGGGAGAGACGGACACCCCUCGCCCCCUCAUAGCGGACCAGUGCUUUCUUUGCUGGCUGGGUGCUUCCUUUCUCUCCCUCCCUCUGAACAAAGGAGAGAAAGGAAGCAUUCAGCUGCUAAACACAGCUCUGGCCAGCUGGAAGAGGGCAAGAGGCGGUAUGUCCGUGCCCUAGUGUCGGCCAUGUCCCCUGCGCCAGCAUGCUUCUGACGUGUGCGCAAGGGGCGUGGCUGCCUUGGCGUGCAGUGCUACCACGAAGACAGGCAGUGGCCUCUUCUCCGGGCCCCUGGCGUGGCUUCCCAGGAAACAUGGCUGCAACUGGGCUGUUCAUAUUUACUGAGACGGUUGGGAUUCUCAUGCCCACCCUCUUAUCAUGAGCAGGCCUGCAAUUUUCCAAGUUCAUAGACACUUUUUUUCCACUUUCUAGACUUAAGUUUUUGUAACACUUCUGAGAAAGGUCAUGGCGAUGGAUAAGCUGGAUCCUGGAGGCAUUUUCUGCUCAAGCUAUCUUGAGAUCUGCUGCGUGCCCGAAUGAAUCAACAGCUUUCAGCACUAAGGAUUGGUUGUUGUUGUUGUUUAUAAGCAUUGCAUAAUGAUAUUGGGGAGUUUUUCUGUUACAGUUUUAGCAUGCAAAUGUUAAAGCUGAAACAAAUUGUACUGAAAGAGUUUGUUGUUGUUUUUAAAAAAAGAUAUAAAAGACUGUGUUUAAAUUACAGGGUAAACGGGAAACUAUUUUCUGCCAGCAUCACUUGAUAUGAUGGAUUUUGUUUACAUGUGUGCAACUAUACCAGUCUUUUCAAACGUGAGGUUUUUGCCCAGUAUGAUUAAUGUGACUGUGUUCUGCCUCCCACCCCAUCUGUGGAGAGUGACUUGAGCCUUCACCAUCAUAGCAGAAAGCACGCUGCUUGUUUGUCUGAAGGUUCCUGUCCCAGAGAUGCCCUGGAUAUUAAAGUUUGUGCCAAAUAUAAUCAGAGCUUGGCAAAAUUAGAACAUGGCUGAUGCCAUCCUAGAUAUCUUCAUACUAAUGUAUUUUAAGAGACUGUCCAGGGUUGGGAAAGGGCGCUCAGUCUGAGAUGGAUCCUGGCUGGAUUGUGCCAUGAAAAGCUAGUAACUUUGAUUCCACCAGUGUUCUUAAGAAGGAGACACAACCAGGGUGCAGAAUCAUCGCCGCCUUCUAUAUAUCACGGGCUAUCUGUGUGACUCACCUUUAUGUUAUAUGGGCUUAUUUCCUUGAGAAUUCCUGUGCCUAUUAAUCUAGAACACAUGCCUCCAACCUGCUGGAUAAAUGGCCUCCCAAUUAGUAAUAGGGUGGUCUUCUGAUUCUGGGAAGAUUAAUAUGUCUCUCUGGGCUUAGAUACUAGGCAAAAAGAAUUGUAUCAGUGGCUACACUUUUUUAAAAAGCAAACACUUAAGUCGAUGUGUCUGUUCAACGAUAAAUAUUUACGAACUACCCGU
Molecule: messenger RNA, 3503 nt
Organism: Hemicordylus capensis (graceful crag lizard)
Lineage: Eukaryota; Metazoa; Chordata; Lepidosauria; Squamata; Cordylidae
Gene: CA5A
Product: carbonic anhydrase 5A
Exons: 7
Coding region: 168-1148 (326 amino acids)
Cellular component (GO): cytoplasm; mitochondrion
Molecular function (GO): carbonate dehydratase activity; zinc ion binding
Source: RefSeq, a predicted model, not a curated record